CCCAUCUGGAAAAAUGGCGCCUCCCGGUCCCCGAGAGUCCAAGGCCCAGUCGGCGACGAGCGCGACCAAGUCUGACGGGGAGAUGGUGCUGCCCGGCUUCCCCGAUGCAGACAGCUUCGUGAAGUUUGCUCUUGGGGCAGUGGUGGCAGUCACCAAGGCCUCUGGGGGCCUGCCACAGUUUGGUGAUGAGUAUGAUUUUUACCGAAGUUUUCCUGGCUUCCUGGCAUUUUGUGAAACACAGGGAGACAGGUUGCUUCAGUGCAUGAGUAGGGUAAUGCAGUACCAUGGGUGUCGAAGCAACAUUAAGGAUCAGAAUAAAGUGACUGAGCUGGAGGACAAGUUUGAUUUGCUAGUUGAUACCAAUGAUGUUAUUCUGGAAAGAGUGGGCAUUUUACUGGAUGAAGCAUCAGGUGUAAAUAAGAAUCAACAGCCUGUCCUCCCUGCAGGAUUGCAGGUCCCUAAAACCAUAGUGUCCAGCUGGAACCGGAAGGCAGGAGAAUGUAGCAAAAAAACAAAAUCUGAAACAUUCCGGCUGCUUCAUGCAAAAAACAUCAUCCGACCUCAGCUUAAAUUCCGAGAGAAGAUUGACAAUUCCAACACGCCAUUUCUUCCUAAAAUCUUCAUCAAGCCCAAUGCUCAGAAACCCCUCCCUCAGGCGCUCUCUAAAGAAAGGCGGGAGCGCCCGCAGGACCGACCUGAGGACUUGGAUGUCCCCCCAGCCCUGGCGGAUUUCAUCCAUCAGCAGAGAACCCAGCAGGUGGAGCAGGACAUGUUUGCACAUCCUUAUCAGUACGAACUAGAUCACUUCACUCCACCAGACUCAGUCCUUCAAAAGCCAGAGCCUCAGUUAUACAGACCUGUAGCAGAGACACCCUGCCACUUCGUGUCCUCGCUGGAUGAACUAGUGGAACUCAAUGAAAAGCUCCUGAAGUGUCAAGAAUUUGCUGUAGACUUGGAGCACCACUCUUACCGGAGCUUCCUAGGGCUCACCUGCCUGAUGCAGAUUUCUACCCGGACAGAAGACUUCAUCGUUGACACCCUGGAGCUUCGCAGUGACAUGUACAUUCUCAAUGAGAGCCUCACACACCCAGCUAUUGUUAAGGUCUUCCACGGUGCCGAUUCAGACAUAGAAUGGCUACAGAAGGACUUUGGGUUGUACGUGGUAAACAUGUUUGAUACCCAUCAGGCAGCACGCCUUCUUAACCUGGGCAGGCACUCCCUCGACCAUCUGCUGAAGCUCUACUGCAACGUGGAAUCAAACAAGCAAUAUCAGCUGGCCGACUGGAGAAUACGACCUCUGCCUGAGGAAAUGCUCAACUAUGCCCGAGAUGACACUCAUUACCUGCUUUACAUCUAUGAUAAGAUGAGGGUGGAGCUGUGGGAGCGCGGCAACGAGCAGCCCACGCAGCUGCAGGUGGAGUGGCAGCGGAGCCGUGACAUCUGCCUCAAGAAAUUCAUCAAACCUAUCUUCACGGAUGAAUCUUACCUGGAACUGUAUAGGAAGCAAAAGAAACAUCUCAACACACAGCAACUAACGGCCUUUCAGCUGCUGUUUGCCUGGAGGGAUAAGACAGCUCGCAGGGAAGAUGAAAGUUAUGGAUAUGUCCUGCCAAACCACAUGAUGCUAAAGAUAGCUGAGGAACUGCCCAAGGAGCCCCAGGGCAUCGUAGCCUGCUGCAACCCUGUGCCACCUCUUGUACGGCAGCAGAUCAAUGAAAUGCAUCUUUUAGUUCAGCAGGCGCGAGAGAUGCCCCUGCUCAAGUCUGAAGUUGCAGCUGGAGCGAGGAAGAACGGGCCACCACCCAACCCUGAGAGGUUGGAGAAUGCUCUCUUCGGCCCCCACGACUGCUCCCACGCCCCGUCAGAUGGCUGUCCUCUCAUUGCAACCAGUGGUAAUGAAAAGCCCUCUGGAAUAUCCUGGACAGCUGGGGCUGCCUGGUGUGCCAUCCCACAGGCUUCGACCGUGCUGACUUCCCUCCCUGUAGGGCCUGUGCCGGUGCAGAAGCAGGAGGGCCUCCCCACUGCCCAAGAAGAAGAGGAGGCCCUGCCGGACACCGGAUGCCUUAUCGCUACCGCUGUCAUCACGUUAUUUAACGAACCUAGUGCUGAAGACAAUGGAAAGAGUCCAUUAACAGUUGCACAGAAAAAAGCCCAGAACAUAAUGGAGUCCUUUGAAAAUCCAUUUCGGAUGUUUCUGCCUUCACUAGAAUCCCGGGCUCACGUUUCUCAGACAGCAAAGUUCGAUCCAUCUUCGAAAAUCUAUGAAAUCAGCAACCGCUGGAAGCUGGCAAGCCAGGUACAGGUACAAAAAGAAUCUAAAGAAACUGCCAAGAAGAAGGCAGCUGAGCAAACAGCUGCCCGGGACCAGGCCCAGGAGGAGUACAGAGCAGCAGCGGAGCAGGCCGUGUCCGUCCGCCAGCAGGCUGCCCUAGAGAACGCGGCCAAGAAGAGGGAACGAACAACAAGUGACCCGAGGACGACAGAACAGAAACAAGACAAGAAACGACUCAAAAUUUCCAAGAAGCUAAAAGACCCAGAUCCACCAGAAAAAGAUUUUACCCCAUAUGACUACAGCAAGUCGGAUUUCAAGGCUUUUGCUGGAGACAGCACAUCCACACCUUCUUCCCAGUUUGACCCAAAUAAGCAGCCACAGUCUGGCAAGAAAUGCACUGCAGCCAAAAAAAUUAAACAGUCGAUGGGAAACAAAAGCAUGUCCUUUCCAACUGGAAAGUCAGACAGAGGUUUCAGGUACAAUUGGCCAAAGAGAUAGUGUUGGAAGAGACCCUUGGGAUCCUCCCAUGGCCUGGAAGCACCAAGUGGUGGUGCUGGUUUUGUACAGACUCAUUUUUAAACCAUUAAAAAUAAUUCUUACUGG
Balaenoptera musculus (blue whale) is the source of this 2875-nucleotide messenger RNA. It is a transcript of the gene EXOSC10, whose product is annotated as exosome component 10. Gene Ontology annotation, cellular component: nuclear exosome (RNase complex); nucleolus. Gene Ontology annotation, biological process: poly(A)-dependent snoRNA 3'-end processing; nuclear polyadenylation-dependent rRNA catabolic process; nuclear polyadenylation-dependent snoRNA catabolic process. Bases 14 to 2770 code for a protein of 918 amino acids. Gene Ontology annotation, molecular function: 3'-5'-RNA exonuclease activity; nucleotide binding; nucleic acid binding. The transcript has 25 exons. The record is from RefSeq and is a predicted model, not a curated record. Lineage: Eukaryota; Metazoa; Chordata; Mammalia; Artiodactyla; Balaenopteridae.